Paramacrobiotus metropolitanus is the source of this 7488-nucleotide messenger RNA. RefSeq lists its product as uncharacterized. The transcript is spliced from 2 exons. The record is from RefSeq and is a predicted model, not a curated record. Bases 324 to 7163 code for a protein of 2279 amino acids. Gene Ontology annotation, biological process: DNA integration; proteolysis. NCBI's taxonomy places the organism in Eukaryota, Metazoa, Tardigrada, Eutardigrada, Parachela, Macrobiotidae. Gene Ontology annotation, molecular function: zinc ion binding; nucleic acid binding; aspartic-type endopeptidase activity.
CAUGUACCUAUGGUCAUGUGUGCGUUUAUCCUAUGGUCAUAGUCCAUGUUUUUGCCUUUCUCAUGCUCUUGUGAGCCAGAUGUACUGACAAUGAGUGAUUGUCUGAUAUUAGGUCGUUUCCCUGGAUGUCCUGUUAUUUCCGGCUUAGGCCGUUAUAUAAGCUCAUGUUUUCUUGUUAUUUGUUAGUUCUUAGCUGAGUAUUAUUAAAGUGGCUAAAACCCGAUAUUCAUUACGUCUUACGGAUAGUGUAAGCGUAACAUUUGGUGCCGAAAACCUUUUUGAUACCGCGACCUUUAGUACGUUCGUUUCGUGGUGGUAGUCUUAUGUCAGUAAAGGGGGAGAUUGACUCCCUGGGCAACUUAUUUUCUGACGACGAAGAUAAACCGGUUGUGGACGACUUGCCGACUGGGGAAACUACGAUGUCGAAGCCGGACGUAUCAGGUGGACGGCAGGCUCCGGCAUUCUCUGUGAAUGCCCGAGAGUUGGCGGACGUGAUGGGAUCGCUAGCCGUGGCGACGGACGUGCGACCGCCGGUGUUCACCGGGAAAGCCGGUGAGAACGUUGCGCAGUGGGUUCGUAGGUUCCGGACGGUUGCGCAGGCGUUGGAGUGGGACGAUGCGAAGCAACUGACGCAAGUCCCUGUGUACUUGACUGGCCACGCGGGUCAGUGGUACAACAAUGUGUCGGAGGACGGGAUGAAACCCUACACGACGUGGAAGGCCUUCAAGGACGCCCUCCUGGCACGCUUCCUCACGGAAGAUUGGAAGUUGCAGUUGAAGCUGAGGAUCAGUCAACGUAAGUUACAAAAGAACGAAUCCGUUGAAGACUAUUAUAACGACAUGGUUGACCUAUGUUACGAAUACGACACCAAAAUGGACGAUUUGGAUGUCCUGCUGAAGCUGCGGAACGGACUUUACCCGGAGAUCGACAAGAUGCUCGUCACCUCCGCAGCCAAGACGCCUCAGGGAUUCUUCGCGGACCUGCAGAAGGCGGCGCAGUCCUUGCGGCGAGAGGAGCAAGCCAACCAGCGACAGCAGGCGGCGGAUCAGCGUGCCAACAACCAUUUCCGUCGAAGUGGCGGUAAGCCAGAAUUUCAUUCUAAGUUAACCGCUGCUGAUUCCAACCACAGCGACGCAUCGAAACCGGCACGCACCGGAAACGCCUUGACCACACCACGUAAAGAUAAGUCCUGCUGGAACUGCGGAUCAACGGAUCACAUGCUUCGGGAUUGUCCGAAGCGGGCAAAGGAUGCCAAGGGAGCUGCGCCGAGGGCGGGACUCCGGAUGAUGCGCGGAAGUGCAUUGGACCGUACAGGCACGGACGACCAGACACUGGAAGCGGCAGCCACGCUGGCCGCUAUGUCCGGGGCGGAUGCCGGCUGUGCGGCGUAUGGGGCAACGGCGUGCGGGUAUGUGUACCGUAUGGUAGACGGAUACCCGGUUGCGUUGUCAGCAGGUACGUGUCCCGGCUGUAUUGAAUGCACGCCAUUCCGAAGCCGACCUUUGGACACUACUGCGGCGCAUGAGCUGCGCGUGUAUCAGGCCGAAAUGGAGGACGAAGGUCAGUCAUCGGAUGAUUCUAGCGAUACCAUCAGCAUUUAUGCCGACUCAGUCUGUGAACCGCGCAAUCGGCGUGGAUCAGCUGACAGCACUGCUACUGUUAACGGAGACGCACGGCAUGCAAGCACGCAAACGGACGCCGGCAUACAAACGGUCAGUACAGUCAGUGUCGGUGUGCAAGCUAAUAAUUUACUGCUAGUCAAAGCGGAGGAUGCAGAUGAAUUGAUCGAUGUGGAUGUCCAAUUUCAUUGCGGUAAGACGUUGCGUCCGCUUCGGGACGGUGAUUUGUUACCAUACAAGUAUGAGAUUGGCAAGGACUCCUUCGGACUGUGGGAGAAGAUUCCACGAAAGCGCCCUCUGUACACGAUGAUGCGUACGUCUGGCGAUGGGUGCGAAGGUCGUCACGCUGUGCUCGGAACGCACAUGUGCGUGGAUGUGACAUUGAAUGGACAGGCUGCACGUGCCUUGGUGGACACUGGUGCCAACCUCUCCGUUGUGAAUCGAGGCUUCUUGGAGCGGAAGCUGGAUGUCAUGCCGGAUCCACUGAUGAUGCCGGUGGAACUGGGUGAUGGUAGUACGAUCCGUACAACGGGUAAGAUCGUACUCGAUGUUGCGGUAGCAAACCAGAAGCUGCCGGUGGCUUUUUGUGUUUUUGACAAUGUCAGCAACGAGGGAUACGAGUGCGUGCUGGGAUGCAACUUCCUGCGCCAACCCGGAUGGCUGGUGGAUGUGUGCAAUGCGGCGCUCUUGUACGUGGGACAGGAUGGUACCACGGUCACGCAUGGGGGAUGUGGUGACACGGUGGUGACGGAUACCUGCGGCCACGCCCGGGAGGCGGUCAUGAUGCCGGCGGCGGCCCUGUGCGCCCGGAUGACCGCGGAUCAGGGAUCCAUGCUGACGACGCCACGGGUGAAUCAGCUUAUGAAGUAUGGCGAUCCAGAUGCUCCGGAGGAUGAGCUGGCGAUGUGGGAGUACGAUUGGCCACGCCGUCCCGUUUCGGAUUUUGACAUUGGGGAUGCUGAUACUACCGACGGGGCGUUGUCUGGCAAACGGUAUAUCUCCACGUUGGACUUGGUUUCCGGCUACUGGCAGAUGCCAUUAGCGGAGGAGUCGAAGCCGUUGACAGCCUUCCAGUCGCCAAUGGGGUUCUACGAGUACGAGGUACUGUGCUUUGGGCUCAAGAACGCUCCAUCAUACUUCCAGCGUACCAUGACAACAAUCGUGGGGGACUUCAUCGUGCGGGGCGUCGUUGCGGUCUACUUGGAUGAUGUGAUCAUCGCGACGUUUACGUUGGAGGAGCAUGAAGAAGUAUUGGAGGCGCUGUUUUCUCGUUGUCGGGAGAUCGAGUUAAUGUUCAAACCGGAGAAGUGUCACUUUCUAAAAGCGACAGUCAACGUACUGGGAUUCACGGUAACGCGGGAAGGCGUGUUGGCCGACCCUGAAAAGGUACGUGCCAUUACAGAUUUUCCGGUUCCCGCAAAUCUUAAAGCCGUACGUGCGUUUCUCGGUCUAACCGGGUAUUACCGGCGCUUCAUCAAAGACUAUGCGGCGCUGGCCUGUCCGCUGUACGAGCUAACGAAGAAGGACGUGCCGUUCGUCUGGGAACAGCUGCAGGUGGGGGCAUUCGAGGCGUUGAAGAACCGUCUCGUCUCGUCGCCGGUGCUUGGACACUUUGACGUAUCGCGACCGGUGGAGAUCCACCCGGACGCCAGUGGAUACGCCAUCGGAGUGGUCAUUCUGCAGCAGGAUUGCGACGGUGUCUUGCGUGUGCUGGCUUAUGGGAGCCGCCGCUUGAACGCCGCGGAGCGGAACUACAGCACCACGGAGCGGGAGUGUUUGGGUAUCGUCUGGACCGCAGAUAAGUUUCGCUACUAUCUGUUAGGUCGUGUUGUGACGGUCAUCACUGACCACCAUAGUUUGUGUUGGUUGGUGAACAUUCAGUCUCCCAGUGGUCGCUUGGUCCGUUGGGCACUUAGACUCCAGGAGUUCGACCUGGUGAUUCGACACAAGAGCGGAGCGAAGCAUGCCGAUGGAGACUGUCUGUCUCGAUACCCACCGGCUACGGAAACCGGUGUGCUGGCGGUGAUGGCGGUACGUGAGGAGACGGGCCCCACCACGCAAGCAAUGUUGGAUGCACAGUCCACUGACCCUUGGAUUCAGGAGGUGAUGGAGCAGAUGGACUCGGUCAAGAGCGUUCAGAAGGUGUACGCCGUGAAGGACGGGUUGCUCUAUCGCGAGUGGAAGAGUCAAGGUGACAAACAUUUACUGUUAGCCGUUCCGAAAGCGUUACGUUUUGAGGUGCUGGCGUUCUGCCAUGAUGACCCGAUGGGAGGACAUCUCGGUUUUGCCCGGACCUGGGACCGAGUGCGGAAGCGCUUCUUCUGGCCUCAAGCGAUCAACUUUACGGAGCAGUAUGUGGCGUCUUGUGCACCGUGCCAGGCGCGGAACCGGUUGACGACGAAGGCGGCCGGACCGAUCCAGUCGUUCUGUCCGGAGCGGCCGUUCGAGAUGUUAGCCAUGGAUUUUCUGGGGCCGUUGCCCAGAUCCAAGCGUGGAAACCAAUAUAUAUUGGUAGUGACUGACCUUUUCACUAAAUAUGUAUUGGCAGGCGCAUUUCCGGUGCAGAGUGCGAUGACGGUGGCGAAAUUCUUGGUUUUUGAAGUGUUUCUGCAGCAUUCGUUUCCUUUGAGGAUCUUGAGCGAUCAGGUGACACCGUUUGUCAACCAGCUGACCAGUGACCUUUACAAGGUACUGGAAGUGAAGCGCGUUACGACAAGCGGAUAUAUGCCACAAACCAACGGCUCGUGCGAAAGGUACAAUCAGACGCUAGCGCAUAUGAUGUCGAAGUUCAUAGACGCUGAGCAGCGCACCUGGGACGAGGUGCUGCCGUUUGUGGUGUUUGCGACAAACACCAGCAAGCAUGACACCACGAAAGAGUCGCCAUUCAAGUUACUGUACGGGCGGGAGCAGACGCUGCCGGUCGACAUCGCGUUCCCAACAGUAGCGGAUGCGUUCGUGUACGAUGUCGGAGAGCGGAUGGAGGCGCUCCACGCAAAGGCGAAUGCGCGCAUUGAGGGAAAGCAGAACUACCUCUAUGCUCACGACGAUCACCCGGAAGUGACGUACAAAGACGGGGAUUACGUUUUGGUGUUCAACCCUGCCGGAAAGCGCGGUAAGGCGACCAAGUUACUGAGUCGUUUUUAUGGGCCCUACCGAGUGCUUAGGCAAACGUCGCCCGUGAAUUACGAAGUGGAAACUUGCGGGAUCCGGAAGCGAAGGAACGUUUUCGUUACCCACGUGUCGAAGAUGAAGUUGUUCAAGGAUCGCAACGAGAUGUUCGUUGACUCCGAGGAUGAGGACGGCGAAGGAUGGAUUCCUGUCGCGCGUCCCAAGCAACUGGUGGACCACGACGAGGUCACGGACACGGUGGCGGAAGAGGAGCCGUCUACCACCCUGAUGGGCGCCCCUGAAAUUGCGGCCCCUGUGGUGCCAGCGGUACAAGCCCCUGUGGUGACUGAGGUAGUGACCACGGCGGAGGCGGAGAUGUGCGCGCCGGUGACUCGGGAAAACUCGGAAACGGAACGGCGGCGUUCGGGUCGUGAGCGCAGGGCACCGGACCGGUAUGACCCAUGCUCAUACAAGCACUUUUACGGCUUGCUGCUGUUGGUGUUGUUGUUUAUGCCCUUAGUAGCAGCACUGGAGGUGGCUGUCUGCGACUGUUCUUCACCACGACAUGUCGGUGUCGUCAGUUUUGAGCGCUACGAGCAAUGCCGGACCAACAUGUCGUCCGUCAAGUUCACCCCGGUCAAGUAUGACAUCUAUACAGAAGAUAAAGCCCGGACCGUGUUCAAAGGCUUCAGCUGUCGGGCCUGGGAGGAGACCUUGCACAUCGAGGAAGGAUUUCUGGGCUGGAGGGACACGACGAAGUCCUCCAAGGAGAAGCCGUUAGCAGCGGGAGAUUGUUGGGUCAUGGCUAACACGUUCAAAUGCGGUGUGAAUUCGAUGGUGAAGCGUGGUAGUGUCUGGUCUUUUACAGCAGAGCCGAAGGGCGAAGGAGCCUGGUACUCUACGAAGACGUACACUACAUACAACUGUGAGCUCGAGGAGUUGACCUUGGAGCAGGAGUGCAAAACGUGCCCGAUUAUGAGUAUCGUCGGUGAGGUAGCGACGGAUCGCACCGUAGGCUACGCGAUUCUGGCACACCGGACCGUGGUAUGGAACGACAUUUCGCAAACGCAGAGACCGUGCGAGACGGCUCGGCUGACCAGGCGAGUCGGUCAAUUGUAUAACGAUACAAACGGUGUGAUGAGAAUCCGCGAUACUGCGCGGCAAAUGGAUUUUGUUCUAGGCGCAAUGGCGCGCUUGUGUGGACAGACCGGAACGAAGGCAUUCCGUGUUGUCGGUGAAACGAGUAUGCUGCUGGUGGUGCUGACGCGUGCGGAGAAGAUCCUGUUCCAGGAUUUCAACUACACCGCCGGAGGCAGUGCCUCGGGAGGGGGAGGCAAAGAUUCGGCAUUUAGAGGCAAAAGGAACUUGCUGGGAUUCGCGGGUGGAACACAUCCCGGAUUUCCGUCGGGAUCGUCGCGCACCAUAAUGCCGUUGCCCGUGACAGUGGCUACUACAACUGUCGGAAGGAAGACGCCGGAGGCGGAAGGCGCAACCACUGAACCCCCAAUGACGCUACAACAGUAUCUACCGGAGCAUCUGCAACGGAUUAUGGACUCGGUGGUGGAGCAGGAGAACCACAUUGCGGAAGCUGUUAACGCCGUCGACUGUCGGUUAAGUAGACUUAAAAUCGAAAAUCUUCAUUCACUGUCGAAAGUGAGCGGGAUUUUGGCUGCGCGUGCUAUGCACUUUACAGAGUGUCAAAGCUUGGAGAGCUUCGGGAGCAUGGGCAUUUUACGACAGUGCCGACCGUUCAACCUGACGUUCGAAGCGCAGAACACCGUCUACUGCGGCGUACAACCUCGUUCAGGAAACUUCACGAUUUCUCGCGACGGAUUCACGGCGAUUAAGUGGCAAGAGUGCUACUGGCAAUCGCAUACGGUGAACUUCCGUGGGAUUCCUCACGUCUGGAGAGACGGAGAUUGGCGACCAGUGCAGCCGGUGCAGUAUGCUGACCGACAGCUGUUACUCGCGCCUUUCCAGGAGACUGUUGACCUUUCUGGGGCUUUGCUGGAGGCAGCCGCCGAGAAGGAGCAUGCGAUGACGUUCCAAUUGCUGGGUCAGUUGGCCGGUGCGAUGGAACAUAACGGGGUGGAGAACGUGGAAUCGUUCGUCCAGAACGUGCAGCAGUCAGCAAGCGUACCCGAUCUAAUGUCUAAGAUACGUUGGUUCAAAACGAUGUUCGGGUCGAUCACUACGGUCGUAGUGCUAGUGCUGAUUGUGCUGGUACUAUUUCAGUGUCGUGGACCGAUAGCUGGAUGCGGGAAGCGGAUUUCGAAUCGCUUGGUCGAACGGAGACAUCGACGCUCGACUGUGGUAGCGGAACCGGUAACUUACGUCAGCGCUCCUGAGGAUCCCGGCUAUGAAGCGAUUAACCCACCGGACAAGGAGGAGGGACGGAUUUUCAUUCCGCUGCAUCGUACGAAUAACCGGACUUAACGUCUUGAGGGACCUGCGACGUCUGGGAAGGGGGCAAUGUUACAUAACCGGAUUACUCAUGUAGUAAUGUAACCUAUGGUCAUAUAUGUUUUUCCCUAUGGUCAUGUACCUAUGGUCAUGUGUGCGUUUAUCCUAUGGUCAUAGUCCAUGUUUUUGCCUUUCUCAUGCCCUUGUGAGCCAGAUGUACUGACAAUGAGUGAUUGUCUGAUAUUAGGUCGUUUCCCUGGAUGUCCUGUUAUUUCCGGCUUAGGCCGUUAUAUAAGCUCAUGUUUUCUUGUUAUUUGUUAGUUCUUAGCUGAGUAUUAUUAAAGUGGCUAAAACCCGA